UGUCUCGUUAGGUGUCAGUAGACACUUCUAAUUGUUUACUGCUGCUCAUCUUCGUCACACUGCCUGCUGGUGCCUGGUGGGCGGUUUCAUCGCCCUUCACGGAACUUUCUCAUGCUGCAACCCCCACAUGAUACCUCAUAACAAAUACAGCAUCACAACUUCGUUUCACUUUACUCUCAUUGCGGAACUUAUUCACAGUGAACGGAUUUGCUUUCACUCAAAACGUUUCUCUCUAUCCUCAACAAUCUCUGACAAAUAUGAAUAUGUAUCAGUUCAAACCAUCCUUGCAGCCUAAACUGACCCUGGACUGGAUCUUUCACUUACGUCAAGUGAUUUUUAUUUAUUUAUUUUUCGGACUUCUCCCGCUGGCACGUCAUUCGUUGGGCUUCAGUUUAGAGGCACUGCAUGCCAGAGUUUUCACUGAGCCCGAGGGUGGCUCUCAUUUCGGUCAUAGGGUUUGCCAUUUUGGACCAACACGAGGAGACAGUGUGUUGGUGACAGCCCCUCACCUUCAUAAUGGAACUGGUGGUCUUUACAGGUGUUCUUACAGUGGUAAUAAAUGCAUGCUGCUCCCAGUGACAGUUGAUCCAGGCAUUGCCUUUGGCUUAUCUCUUGCCUGUGAUGAAGAUCAAGCUAUUGUGUGUGGUCCUCGUUUGAUGCACAAAUGUGAGGGGUUUAACUAUCUUAAUGGUCAGUGUGUGGAGAUCAGCCCUCACUUCACUGCUGCUGACAUGAUGAAGCCAGCUUUCCAGGAGUGUCAUGAUAUUCCCCCGCUGGAUGCAAUUAUUCUGUUUGAUGACUCAGGCAGUAUUACCGCAGAAAAUUUUGAAACAAUGAUCAGAUUCAUCAAGAAUUUAAUUGCCUUGUUCUUGGACACACGAGCCCAGGUGGCAGUGGCCAAGUUCUCCACCAGAGUUUCGGCCGUCUUUCAUUUUGAGAACUUUGCCGUGAAUCGAGACCCAGACCAACUAAUGAAAGAUGUGACCCAGGCACAGGGAGAUACGUACACGCCUUCUGCAAUACGUUUUGUACUUGAAGAGAUGUUUUCCGAGACUGUGGGAAUGCGAAGCAACUCUCAGAAGUUAUUGCUGGUGAUCACUGAUGGAAAAUCAAAUGACCCCAAAGAGGAAUUUAAGAAUGUAAUCCUGAAAGCAAAUGAACGAAACAUCACACGAUUUGCCAUUGGGGUUGGUAAGGAGUAUUCUCAUCCUGAGCUGGAGGUGAUUGCUUCGUCUCCUAAGUUUGUGUUUGAGACAGAGAGUUUCAGUGCUCUCACCACGAUCCUAAACCAACUAAGAGAAAAAAUAUUCUCCAUUGAAGGAACUGACAUGGGGAACUUCAGCUCUUUUCAGAUGGAAUUAUCACAGGGUGGCUUCAGUGUGGCCCUCUCUGAGGGUUUGAGGAUGUUUGGAACGGUUGGAGCAUACUCCUGGUCAGGAGGAAUAGUGCAGGAUUUCACACAUCAGAUGCUGAAUUCUUCAUUCAUUAAUGCCACUAACAUGGAGGAGGACAUUAGAGAUUCCUAUCUGGGUUACUCUGUUGCUGUGGCAUCAGUGAAUGGUCAAGUUGUGUACUUUGCGGGAGCACCAAGGCAUAGACACACAGGGCUGGUGCUGGGAUUUACACAGAACCAUCAGAACCACAGCUGGACCAUAUCUCAUAGGAUAUACGGAUCACAGCUGGGCUCAUAUUUUGGGGCAGAGUUGUGUGUGCUAGGUACUUCUGAGUUGUUAGCAGUCGCCGCUCCUUUAUAUCAUGUUCAUGGAUUUGGAGGAGAGGUCCGGAUAUGCUCACUAAACACUACGAUCCCAUUAGACACUGCUCAACUCAACUGCUCAGCGUUUCUCCGUGGGGUGGUGGGGAAUGAGUUUGGCCGGUUUGGUACUUCUCUGGCAGCCAUAAAGGACCUGAAUGGAGAUGGCCUUGAAGAGUUGGCAGUGGGGGCACCUCAAGAAGAGAAGGGCAAGGGAGCCAUUUACAUAUUUUUGGGACAACCAGGAGGUAUCAGAACAGAAUACAGUCAGAGACUGAGUGGAGCAGCUGUAGGCAGUGACCUACAAUAUUUCGGAGUUGCUCUUCACUCUGCAGGGGAUCUGACCUCAGACGCUCUCACUGAUAUAGUGGUGGGCUCUAGAGGUGCAGUUACAGUACUAAGGACUCAGCCUGUCAUGUGUUUGCCCAUAAAUGUCACUAUUGACCCACCAAUCAUCCAUCAGAAAUUCUUUCAUUGCUCCGCCCCCCUCGGUCUCAACACCCCUGUUGCCACAGUUACAAUCUGUAUCACAUUAAAAGAGAUUGUCAAGGGUGAUGUACAAGAUCCUCUUGGUGCUGUGGUAUCAGUGACUCUGGAGCUGGACCCUUUGGCCAGAGUCCCUCGGCUGUUAUUUGGUUCCAGAUCAGCCUCAUUUCUCUGGACCCCCAACAGCAACUUGAGCAGCAUUACCACUGUCUGCACUACUCUGUCCAUCAUCAUCCCGGAGUGUAUUUCAGACUACCGUGAAGUCCUGCUCUCUGGCAAGAUGAAUGUAACAACUGAAGUUAUUCCAGGAACAGGAGGCCUGAGACCAGUGCUGAGCCCUGACUGCUGGCCCAAGUUCACAGAGAUGGUGGUUCUGGAGAAAGUGUGUGGAGAAGAUCAUGUCUGUAUAUCAGAUUUAAAUGUGUCUCUGUCUUUUAUGAGUGAUAUUGUAGUGAGCACUGUAGGUUACCUAGUAACUGUCUCAGUGGAGGUGUCCAAUAGCGGAGAAGAUUCCACGGACACAGAGCUUUUCCUUCAUCAUCCCACCUCCCUGUCCUUCACCCGCAUCAAAACGUCUGGUGGACAGGUGUGGUGUGAGUCCAAUCACACAGAGCAUUCAAGCAUCACACGCACAGCAUGCAAGCUUGGUGCAACAGUAUUCCGUCAGAGAGCAAAGGCCACACUGAUGAUGUCAUUCACAGUGUCUGCACCCUUUGCUGUAAAUGAGCAUCUGGUUGUCAAUGCAUCAGUCACAAGUAAGAAUGAGAACAAUGAAACAACCCAAGAUAAUCAUGCUACUACCUCAGUGGCCGUUAAACUUCCUGUUUAUGUUGUGGUAAAUGAUGGAGGGUCAACUCGGUUUGUCAGAUAUCCUGACAGAGCACAACUUGAGCAUGUGUAUACGGUGGAGAACAUUGGAAAAUUGUCUGUACCCGUGAAUAUUUCCUUUGUGUUUCCAGUGGAGAUGACGUUAGAUUUCUUAUGGAGUAUGUCUCUUCCUGAAAUAAAUGAAACUGGUACAACAUGUGAAAAACAAGUUUCCUUCAAAAAUGACAAAAGCUUCAGUCUGGCACAGCAGCACUGUGGUUCUUUUACGUGUCAUCUCACUGAAUGUUCCAUCCAGCUGUUGACUGAUCAACCAAUCAGCUUUAGGUUUACUGCGAAUAUCAGUUCAGGCAAGCAGGUGUCUGGUUUGCAAGUUAGGAUCAUAAGCUGGGGGAUUCUCUCAUUUGACACUGAGAGGUACAUCCAGUAUCCCCCUGAUGACUCUCAUCUGCUCUCUAUUGAGACAGAACUGGAGGUCCCAUCUCAGGCUCUCACAGUGCUUAUUGCUUCGCUGUCUGUCAUCUUUGGACUCAUUGCUAUGGCGAUCAUCUUUGUGCUGCUGUAUAAAAGGGGUUUUUUCAAAACAUUUUCAACUGAUGACCAAGACAACCCAGUGCCGCCAUCUGCUGGUGAAGCUAGUUUUACUACAGCCAACAUUGACCAAACUACUGCAGAUGCCCUUGUUGAAAGUGCUGCAUCUAAUGGACAGCCUGUACAUAUAAAUGAGGAGAGGUCAACCCUGUAGUUUACUUUCACCUCACUGCUUGAUACAGCAAUGAACAUCGGUGAUCAUUAUACUGAAAGUAACCAUCAUUGCCAAUUCUCUCUGUAUUUCUCUGACCUUACAAAAAUUACCAAGAUUCUGAUAUUUGACUGAUGUAUUUUUCACUUCCUUGUUGGUUUUGACCAAAGUAGUCCAUCUAUUCUUGGAUGCCGAUGUAAUAUUUUUAUUUUUUUAUUUUUUAUUUUUUUUAAGCUUCAUUUAUAGCUCAAGCAGUGCCAUUUUCUAAUAUGAACCAAAUGUUCUUAGAGAAAUUUGUGGAGAUGAAUGAAUGAAUUAAUUAAACAUUUAAAUUGUGCUUUUAGAUGCUACUGUACACUCAAAGCACUUUACAGAUUGAUGCAAUGAAUGUGCAAUGAAUGUUGCAAUUCUAAAAUAACUGUGAAAAAGAUUUUUAUUUUCUUUAGCUUUUUAUCAAUUAAAGGGUUAGUUCACCCAAAAAUGAAAAUAA
This is a messenger RNA of Megalobrama amblycephala (Wuchang bream), 4296 nucleotides long. Its product is annotated as integrin alpha-X-like. Bases 258 to 3809 code for a protein of 1183 amino acids. Gene Ontology annotation, molecular function: integrin binding. Gene Ontology annotation, biological process: cell-cell adhesion; cell adhesion mediated by integrin; integrin-mediated signaling pathway. The transcript has 30 exons. The record is from RefSeq and is a predicted model, not a curated record. Gene Ontology annotation, cellular component: external side of plasma membrane; integrin complex. NCBI's taxonomy places the organism in Eukaryota, Metazoa, Chordata, Actinopteri, Cypriniformes, Xenocyprididae.